CCUAUCAACACGUAGCACAUCCUUGUAAUGUAAAGACUUCACCACUUUAAUAUUUCAGCGACAUGUUUACGUGUCAAAACCAGUUUCGGAGGACACCCCUCCUGAGCAAACUUCACCGCCGUGUCAAAACCAGUUUCAGCUACAUAAAUACUGCAGUCCGGCAACUUGGACGUACGUUUUAGGAUUUACAGCAGCAGCUUGGUCUUUUCUUUUAUCAAAUUCUCUUCACAAUUUAAGGUCAGUCAGUUUGGUGUUCGUCGACGAUAGUAUCGGAGCAAUCAUGACCAUUGGAGUCGGAGUUCCUAUAUGUGUUGAAUGUGGGAGCACAAGCAACCCUUGUCGGUGCAAGGUGGUGGGUCCGACCCUCGGCUUCUUGGCGUUCGUCGCUGCCGCGGCGGUGGAGUGGCCUGUGGGGGCGGUGGUGUACAUCUUCCGACACAUGAAAGGCCGCCGUAUCAUGGCUCAUCCAGCCACCGUGGUGUACCCAUCCGUAACUAAUGCCAUUCCCAUUUGAAAUUGUGCUGUAUGCAUGUUAGGGAGUUCGAAGCAGAUAUGAUCUUACACUCUUAUCUCUCUGCCUUUGCAAGUUGUAUGUUUCCUUUCGUCUUCCUCCUUAUGUCUGUAUAAAAUGGUCGCUCUUUUUUUUGUGUUGAAGUCUGUAAUGCUCUUUUGUCUUUAUGAUAGAAAUU
Messenger RNA from Nelumbo nucifera (sacred lotus), 689 nucleotides. RefSeq lists its product as uncharacterized. Lineage: Eukaryota; Viridiplantae; Streptophyta; Magnoliopsida; Proteales; Nelumbonaceae. The record is from RefSeq and is a predicted model, not a curated record.